This is a messenger RNA of Scleropages formosus (Asian bonytongue), 942 nucleotides long. RefSeq names its product odorant receptor 131-2-like. Gene Ontology annotation, molecular function: G protein-coupled receptor activity; odorant binding; olfactory receptor activity. Bases 1 to 942 code for a protein of 313 amino acids. The record is from RefSeq and is a predicted model, not a curated record. Gene Ontology annotation, cellular component: membrane. Gene Ontology annotation, biological process: G protein-coupled receptor signaling pathway; detection of chemical stimulus involved in sensory perception of smell. Lineage: Eukaryota; Metazoa; Chordata; Actinopteri; Osteoglossiformes; Osteoglossidae. The transcript has a single exon.
AUGGAUGGUGCCAAUGGUUCCUCACUGCAGUUAGACUUCCUUUAUCAAGCCACCCGGGUGCAGAGUGGCAUAGAGACCUUAAUGAAAGCAACUGUGCUACUGUCAGUUUCCAUUUCCUUCAUCUAUUUAAACUCCAUCAUGUUUCUUGCGCUAAGGAGCAGGUCCUCUUUCUCUGAGAUGUCUCGCUACAUCCUGUUCAGCCAAAUGCUCAUCAAUGAUUCCAUCCUUUUGAUGAUCACCUCAUUGUUGUACUCCUUGGCCCUUGUCAACCUCACCCUCACCAAGGCUGUCUGCUCCCUUUUUGUCAUGGUGUCCGCUGUCUCCUUCAAUGUUUCCCCGUUGAACCUGGCUGUGAUGUCGCUGGAGCGCUAUGUAGCCAUCUGCUUCCCACUCCACCAUCCUAGCAUUGCCACUCCUGGGAGAACAAAGAUUGUCAUUGUGGUGAUCUGGCUCCUGAGCUCUGUGAACUUCCUAAUUGAAAUAUUUUUCUCAGCCGUCUCAGACCCCUACUUUCUCACAGGCCAUGUAUAUUGCACACGAGAGCAGCUUUUUGUGGCAAAGUGGCAAUACGACAUGUGCCAAGGCUUCAACAGCUUCUUCUUCGUGACGGUCGGGAUCACCAUCAUCUACACCUAUGGAGGUAUUAUGGUGGCGGCCCGGUCCAUCAAAGCCCAGAAGGCCAGCAGGACAGUGCUGCUCCAUUUGAUCCAGCUGGGCUUGUGUCUCACCUCCUUCCUGUAUGGCACCAUUGAGAGGGCGCUAGCAGUAUUCAGCUCCUCACUCUUCAUCAAUCUGCGCUACCUCAAUUUCCUCUUUAUCCUUCUCCUACCCCGCUGCUUGAGCCCCCUCAUCUAUGGCUUGAGGGACGAGAGUGUCCGUUCUGUUUUCUUCUGCUACCUCCGCUGUAGUGCUAGGAGAACCAAACCCAUCACAAUACACUAA